Cylicostephanus goldi is the source of this 486-nucleotide messenger RNA. The record is from the annotation of a GenBank genome assembly. Lineage: Eukaryota; Metazoa; Nematoda; Chromadorea; Rhabditida; Strongylidae.
UGGGGUAUGUACAAUGGAUAUUUACUUACACUCUAUGGCAAGAGCACACCAAUAAAAGUCCAAGAUUUCGCUGGUGUAAACGUGAACUUCGUCAAUGUCCGCAAAUACGAUUUGAGUCUUUCACACUUUCUCUGGGAAUGCAAAAAAGGUUCAAGCGUAUUAGAUGCUCUUGGCACGUGGAGGUUCAAUGAAGAUGAAUUUUUGCGAAUUCAGAAAAUUAAUCUCGAUCGUCCAUUGCCAGAAUUGAAGCCAAACCCAGAACCUUUUGUGGAAUACAUCAAUAAUCUUAUCGACGAGACUAAGGUAAACAGUGUGUCAGAUGUGUGCGAGUUGUAUAUUUUACGGCUUCAUUUGAAGACAGCAUCCAGGCAGACCGGGACGGAUGGAGACCAAGCGGCAGCGCAUGAUGCGCUCGCGCAAGUGCUAUUCAUCCUCAAACCAAACCCGCAACCGUUUUUGGAGAACGAGCCAAGACAUUGCAAGUAG